Messenger RNA from Pseudo-nitzschia multistriata, 2139 nucleotides. The record is from the annotation of a GenBank genome assembly. NCBI's taxonomy places the organism in Eukaryota, Bacillariophyta, Bacillariophyceae, Bacillariales, Bacillariaceae.
AACUACAUUACUGAUUUGUGUCCUCGAGAGUAUUUAGGAACAAAGAACAAUGUUUGGGAUGAAAAGCGCCGCGCAGACGGUUGAUACCGUGAAGAUAGACACAGAAGUUCUAUUGAGAACGACCGGAAGCAAUAGCAAAAAAGAGCUGGUCGGAGCCAUUGAUCAAGGGACUUCGUCGUCUCGUUUUUUACUUUUUACAAAGGAGGGAAAGAUCGCCGCGUGGGCCCAAAAGGAGACUACUCAAAUAUUUCCAAGCGAGGAGGGAACGGUGGGCUGGCACGAGCACGAUCCCAUGGAAAUCUGGCGGACAAUUGUGGACUGCAUCAAAGCUGUCAUCGAAGCAAUGGACAAAGAAGUGAAGAAACACAACAAUAAGUUUCUCUCCGGGUACAGCAUUGCUGCCAUUGGCAUCACUAAUCAGAGGGAAACGACCGUUGCCUGGAAUGCAGUGACAGGUCAGCCUUACUAUAAUGCUAUUGUGUGGGAUGACACUCGUACCGUUUCGAUUGCAAGCCACAUUGCCCAAGGGGACGAUGAUCGAUUGCGAGACAAAACAGGACUGCCACUAGCUUCCUACUUUGCUGGCACUAAAGUUCGUUGGUUGUUGGACAAUGUUGAUGCAUUGCAAAAAGACAUCGACGGCCAACCAGAGGUGGUCCGUUUUGGGACCAUCGAUACCUGGAUCUUAUAUCAACUGACUGGCACACCGGCAAAAGCCAAGAAUUCAUUGAACGUUGGUGGUUUGUUUGUCACAGAUGUCAGUAAUGCUUCUCGUUGGCUUUUUUUGGAUUUGGUGAAGGUUGACUGGGACAAGGACCUUGUGAAAGAAGUUUGUGAACCUCACAAUGUUCCUCUGACGGCUCUUCCAGAAAUCAAGGCCUCGAGUGAGAUCUAUGCGAUACUGCAAAAAGAUUCAACCGGAAUUGACAAGCUGCAAGGUGUGCCAGUCUCGGCUAUUUUAGGCGACCAGCAAGCGGCAUUAUGUAAGUGAAGGAAUCUAUGUUCACCGAGCGUUUUCCCUGAGUAACAAUGCGUUUGUCGUAAAAGGAGGAAGGGAAAACAGCGGAAUGCCCUUUGCGAAAGAAAAAUUUCCAGAAAUGAUCUAAUUCUAUUUCGAACCUGUGUUCUCAAUUUCCGGAAAAAAAUCGAAUCCCAAAUAUUUCUUCUACAGUUGGACAGGUUGCCUUUGAACCGGGAGAAGCCAAGAACACGUAUGGCACCGGCAUGUUUCUAAUGAUGAAUACGGGAACAAAAUUGGUCCCGUCUACUCAUGGGCUGCUGACAACCAUAGCAUACAAAAUUAGCGACGAGGUGGUUUACGCUCUCGAAGGGAGCGUGAGCCACUCAGGAUCCACCAUUCAAUGGCUCAGAGAUCAACUCGGACUUUUGAAGUCGGCAACCGAUUCAGAGGAAUUGGCAAGCGGUCACAAUGAUGGUUUGUACAUGGUUCCGGCCUUUGCGGGACUUUUUGCACCGCAUUGGAGGCCCGAUGCUCGUGGAUGUGUGGUUGGCAUAACUGCGGCCCACCACAAGGGUCACAUCAUAAGAGCUGCACUCGAGGCGGCUGCCUAUCAAGCACGAGAGGUUUUUGAGGCAAUUGAAGCCGAUUCAAAUGUUGAGUUGAAGGCACUGAAAGUAGAUGGGGGUGGCUCACACAACAACCUGAUGAUGCAGUUCCAAGCAGACAUGAUCAACGCACCAGUAGUAAUUCCACAAGUUCAGGAAACUACCGCUAUGGGCGCGGCCUUCGCCGCCGGGUUGGCUGUCGAAUUCUGGAAGGACAAACAAGAGAUCAAAAGCCUUUGGAAUCAAGCGGGAUUGUUUACACCAUUGAUGUCGGAACAACAAAGAGAAUCCAACUGGGAAGGCUGGAAGAAGGCCAUCAAGCGAAGUCUGGAUUGGGUUGAAACCGAAGAAGACGAUGAAUUCGUCGAUGCUAGGGAAGGCACAGACAGUUCAGUGAUCAGAGAGAACGAUGAUAAAUCCACUUCAAAGAACAACACCAAGGACAGUGAUGCCAGUGGAAAAAGCAUGAGGGCUUUCAUUUCUCUUGUACUCGGGGCCACCGUCGCAGGUGGAGCAGGAUUUUUGUUAGGUCGAAGAAAGCGAUGAGUCUUUCAAUGAAGUAAUAGUUAGUUG